AUGACAACCCUCGAUACCUUACCAAAUGAGAUUCUUUCGCUAGUCACAAACCAUCUCGAACGGCCGCGAGACUUACUUUACCUUUCUUUAGCUAGUCAGCGCUUGAAUGAGUUUGCAAAACUUGACGGAUGGAAAGCCCUGCUCAAAGGACGAUUUGGGCUCGGUGGGCUGGAUACAGACGCUCGUAAUUCCGUCCAUGGCUUAACAACACUAUGUCGGAACUGGGAUCGCAAAGGUUUCGUCGCCAGAUACAUUGAUCCCACUGAAAAAAUCAUGAGCAUGAACACAUGGCAGCCUGAGCGGUGGAGAGGCCCGCAGGGCCAAACCAUGGGAUACCAACCUAGAAUUGACAGCUAUGAAGAGAUUUACGGAGCAUGGGGGGAAAGAAGGGAAGUGCUUGCAUGGUCUGCCGGCACACAGAUUCUGCUCAGAACUAAAGAGACGGGCGCGAACAUUGAAAAAAUUAGAAGAAGAGAGGAAGGACUGGAGCAACCGUCUGAUCAAACAUGGGUUUAUGAUGCCUUUAAACACUUGAACACGUGGUUCACAUACAAGAUACCAGAUAGCUUUGAAGGCCGAGACGACAUCACAGAUCUGAAGCUACUUCGACCACACCAGCGGGAUCUGGCCAGCGAAGAAAUGGUCUUUGGAACUGCGUCGGGCCAGCUAUCGCUGCUCAGUGUAAGCCCUGAUUUUGCCGAAACCCGUGUUCAAAACUACGAUACAAACAGGCGGCGCGUCAACAGUAUCUCGAUAUCUUCGUCAGGCAUGCCAAUGCUGGCUGCAGUACUCGCAGAUUCAUCACUCGCUAUCUAUCAUAUAAACCGCGACCGCUUCUCUGAGCAUCCAAUCGCGCCAUCCUCGGAGGUCAAGAGAAUCUCGAAAGACCCACCGUAUGGUCGAAUAUGGUCUUGCGAGUUUUUGUCGGAAGAUAGGGUUGUUAUAGGAUUAGGCCCUAACAUAGCACCCAUCGAGGUUUACCAGAUUGGACCCGACGGACUACUCCCUCAGCCUCUUCGCAAGUUCAAUAUCACCGCCAUUAAUACAGCAUCUCCGCGACCUAAUUCGGUCUAUCCCGUACUACCCAUUCCGACCACAGCACAGGGUGGAUCAGAUGCAGGCAACACUUUCCUUUCUGGCGGUUACGAUGGCAUCAUCAGACUGCACGACAUGCGCUCACUAAAAGCCUGCGAACCCAUGUUCUGGGACCCAACAAACGACUCACCAGUAUACUCGCUCGCUGCCCAAGGUCUCGAACGCAUAGUAUCAGGAGUAUCCAUGCACAGCAUGAUCAAAGUGUUCGACAUGCGCAUCUCCGGUUCCCACGCAUACCACACCAUCGCCUCGCCAACCAAACCCAAAGCUCCAACCAAGUCCACCAUUAACUCGACCAAAACACAAGCCUCAACCAUCAGCGGCGGCUGGAAUGUCUACCUCAACCCUCGCAUCCCUCCACCCCGUAACGCCUACCGGCACGACUACUCCCGGGUCCGCGACGACUCCCCCGUCUACAGUCUCUCAAUCCCAUCACCCACAUCACAAAACCUCUACGCCGGCCUCGAAGGCGUGCUUGAAGCCCUCACCUUUCACGGCAUCGCAGACCAGCACCCCGACUCCAUGCUCUCGAACUCCAUCGUCUACUAUGACGGUGACGCCAAGAAAAUCGACCUGGCCGCUUCCUUCAACCCCAACCAAGACGUGCUCAAUCUGGGAAUGUACGAACAAGGCACCAAGGAGGGCCUGGGCUCCGGGGGUGGUACUGAGAGGAGGGAGGAGAGGAGGAAGAGGAAGGAGGGGUAG
Molecule: messenger RNA, 1800 nt
Organism: Pyrenophora tritici-repentis Pt-1C-BFP
Lineage: Eukaryota; Fungi; Ascomycota; Dothideomycetes; Pleosporales; Pleosporaceae
Product: Pneumo-att-G multi-domain protein
Molecular function (GO): protein binding
Source: RefSeq, a predicted model, not a curated record